Messenger RNA from Salvelinus fontinalis (brook trout), 8068 nucleotides. Its product is annotated as urotensin-2 receptor-like. The transcript has 2 exons. The record is from RefSeq and is a predicted model, not a curated record. Gene Ontology annotation, cellular component: membrane. Gene Ontology annotation, biological process: blood vessel diameter maintenance; regulation of blood pressure; neuropeptide signaling pathway. Lineage: Eukaryota; Metazoa; Chordata; Actinopteri; Salmoniformes; Salmonidae. Gene Ontology annotation, molecular function: urotensin II receptor activity. Bases 2404 to 3561 code for a protein of 385 amino acids.
UCACUGGUGUGUCAGCACGUCUGCCUCCUGGUCUGUUUCACUGGAGAGCCUCAUAUUUUUCCUGGAAGAUACUGGAACUAACACGCAUAUCAAGACCAGUGUGUAUGUGUAAUCUAGCUACUUAUUCAAUAUACAGUAUGUUGCGGCAGAACGUUGCUGAUUGUAGUUCUGUCUGGUGCAAUUGAGGAUUGAUUCCUUUUGGAGUCGAUAAAGUUACAUUUAAAAAAUGUUACCAUUUAGCAAGAUGCUCUUAUCCAGAGCAUCUGGUUCAGCAAUUAGGGUUAAGUGCCUUGCUGAAGGGCAUAUCCACAUAAUUUCCGCACCUGGUUGGCACUAUGAUUCGAACCAGCAACCUUUCCGUUACUCGCCCAACUCUCUAACCGCUAGGCUGCCUGCCGCCCUUUACCUUAUCUUAAUCAGUCCCAAUUGAGUGAUUGACUUAGUAAUUGAAGAAACACACGAGUGUAAAUGUCACUGAAAGACUAUUGUCAUGCGUCAUCGUGAUUCUUACUGGAAGGUGCAUGUUCAGUAAACACUAGUAACGUAAUGUCUAUAAUGAAGAAUGUACAAUUGAGUUAAUUCAUAGCAACAAUGUUUGUACAAUAUGUAUUGUACUCUAGUCUAGUGUACUCAACAUUGGUUUUGUUCUUGUGUUGUUAAUUUUUGUGUUAUGUUGUUAUAAAGUAAUUAAGCCUACUGUUUAUUGCACUGGCAGGAUAAAUAUUGCAAAAUUAAUUUCAAAGUGAUUCACUGAUUCACAGUGAAUAGCAUUAGUAUAUCUUGGCCUACGCUAUGAGGAAGCCAGAUACUGUAUUUUUUAAAUACAUUUUAUUUAACCUUUAUUUAACUAGGCAAGUCGGUUAAGAACAAAUUCUUAUUUAAAAUGAAGGUCUACACCGGCCAAACACUCCCUUAACCCGGGCGACGGAGGGCCAAUUGUGCGCCGCCCUAUGGGACAUUUAAGUAUUUGUAGUAAUAUAAUAUCCUAUAUAAAAUAAAAUAGCUUUUUAUUUUAGUAAAGGGUUCGUAAGAUAAAUAUGUAUUUGACUUUAAAAGGGAUGUUCUUGAUCUCUUAAUUGAAAGGUUGGUAUUAUUUUUACCCUCCAAAAGUAAUCUUUUUGCUGAGUCAUCUCAUCAGAAAGCCAGAUCCCCAGCUUUUCCUCCUCUUGGAAUGAGAGGAGACCAAAGCAUCCAGCUGAUAUAAAUCUAUAAUGAUAUACUUUAUGGAGGACUUUUAACAUUUAGACAUCAUGGUAAUACAUCCCUGACUCAUUGGCAUCUGCAAUGUACUGCAGUCUGAUUCUGAGAUACCAUUUAUGGUCAAAUGCUUGAAUUUGUGGGGAAAUUUUUUCAGGACCUGGCUCAAAAAUAUUGAACCUAUUAUAUCAAAAUAUUGAAUUUUCACAUGCAUGAUCGUGCAACAACACUGUUCAACCCUCACCUUUUCUUUACAGCAAAUACAACUAAUCUGAAAACGCACAUAGUAACACAAGAAAGCCCAAUUCAAGUGCAAAGGAGCCCAUUAUUUUUACCAUAAUAUGAAAUGUUAUGUUAGGCUGUAAAUACAGAACACUUCAUAUGAACCUAAAGUAUUGAAAGACACACUCAUUCAAGCAAGCAAUGUUACAUUUCCAAAUGGAUUCAUUAUUUCAAUUUAGAAUAGAAUAAAUAUUAUCUAGAUAUGCAUUAGGGAAGCUUGAAGAGUGUCCAAACGUUCACCAUUUGACAAUAACCAUUUACUGUAAGGACUUGAUUAUAAGCUGCAUGAAUGACAGCUAUAAUAGUUACUUUAACCACGACCUUUAAUAACUGACUAAUAUAACCAGAUGUCCAAUAUAAUAAAUAAAACAAACCACAACAAAUGUUCAGCCAAAAUAUGGAACUCUAUGUGCCACCAAUGAAGUGAAAGACCUCUCUCUCUCUCUCUCUCUCUCUCUCUCUCUCUCCCUAUCAUUCUCUCCCUCUACGCUGUGAGCGCGUCGGUUUCUCCUCCUUCCCCCUCCCGUGGACUCGUAGACACACCAGAGACUGGGCCGCGGGGGCGAGGGCCACACUAUGAGGAGGGAGAGGAGAGGAAACAUAGCAUAGCGAGGCACAAAGUUAGGAGGAACAGCUUUAGAUCCAUCAACCAUCACCUGUCUGACAACGAAUAAUAAAGAAUUGAGGAUAUCUAUUUUUUCUAUAGACAAAAACUGGACCAACUAUAGGCCUCUGUGGAUUUUUGAAUGGAAACUGAAUCGGACGUUCAGACAAAUUAAAUGGAUGAUGAUGUUAUUUGCAACUAACGGAAUUGGAUUGAAUAAGCCAAGUGGAAUCAAAAUAAUAGUUAUUCUCCCUCUGACAUUUCUAUAAACCCAGCUAACCUCCACACCACCACCAUUUCAGAAGUCUCAACUAAAAAGUAUGGAUUUCUCUAGCUCCCUGCCUCCCUCACCUUCUCCAUUAUAUACCUCCCCCUUCAUCCCCAACUCCUCCUUCCCCUCCUCCUCUCCAUACAUCUCUCCUUCCCCCAGCCUGGCCUCAACCGCUCUCUUCUGCUCCCUCCUGUCCCUCCUGGCUCUCCUGGGCAUUGGGGGGAACCUCUACACCAUGGGUCUCCUCAUCAGACGCAGGAGAGGCAGAAGGAGGCGAGGAUGUUCUAGCUGCUGUUUAGGAGGGAGAGGAGUACCGUUACCAUCCUGCCUCUCCUCCUCUCCCCCCUCCCUCUCCCCUUCCUCCUCUCCCACCUCCUCCUCCUCUUCCUCCACCUCCCUCCAUCUCCAGGUGCUGAGUCUAGCUCUGGCGGACCUCCUCUACCUCUUCACGGCUCCCUUCAUCGUGUAUGACAGCCUGGCGGCUGACUGGGCGUUUGGGGAGCUGGGCUGUCGCCUCCUCUUCAGCCUGGACCUGAUCACUCUGCACGCCUCAAUCUACACCCUCACCGCCAUGAGUCUGGACCGCUAUCGGGCUGUGGCCAACCCCCUGGCCACCUCGUCCUCCCCCUCCUCUGGGCUGCUCCGUGUGGGUCUAGCCUGGGGCCUGGCGGUGGCCCUCAGCCUGCCCAUGAUGAUCACCCUCCACCUGGAGGAUGGAGACGACGGACAGCUGUGUGUCCCUGCCUGGGACGAGCAGAGCUCCAAAGUGUAUAUGAGCGUGCUGUUCUGUACCAGUAUGAUAGGGCCGGGGCUGGCCAUCGGGGCGCUGUAUGCUACUCUGGGCCGUCUCUACUGGGUGUCCCAGACCCGGCCCUGGGACAGUGGUAGUGGGGGUAGCACGUCCUACCCUCCGCGGGCCCCAAGGCCCAAGGUCCUGCUCCUCAUCCUGGGGAUAGUUCUGGCCUUUUGGGCCUGUUUCUUGCCCUUCUGGGUGUGGCAGCUGCUGCCGCUAUACCGGCCCGACAUGCUGCGGACAGUACCGGUGAGUACCCAGGUGACGGUGAACCGGAUCCUAACGGGGCUGACGUACGGGAACUCUUGCGUGAACCCAUUCUUCUACACGCUGCUCACAGGGGGGAAACGACGGAGGAACACGCAGACACCGACGUCAGCGAAUCAGCUCUGCCGCAAGAGCAGUCCGCAGUAGUGUUUGUGACAACACAGACAGUCCGGUAUAAUAGACUGCUCUGGGGGCUGGUGGGCGGCUGCUUACAAACUGUCCGAUUCAAACACCCCCGUCUCCCCCUGAAAUAUCAAAGGGCAUUUCACUAUGUGAUUGUUACUCCAUAAGGACUAUACCAAAGACAGCACUUUGUAUGCACGUUUGUGACUGGACCAUAUUUCCUAUUUGGAGAUUAAAAAUGUGACGGGCUGAGCGAAAAUACCAAAGCCUCAAAACUUGAGAAAUAUCUCAUUGAUUGUAUCAAUUCACAAAAAUACCUCCACAUACGGGCCAUGAGUGGAGUAUGACAACAGGGAAGCAGCGUUUGUGUGUUAUGUUAUCAUUUAGGGGGCUUUAGUGGACCCGCGCAUUUCCAGUAAAAUGACACACUUCUAUCAGUCUGGAAUGCCAUCAAAGAAAAUGUUUUGCUUUUGAACAGCAACUGAUUGUCACUGGCCAUGACAUAUUUGGCGAUUUUUCUUUAAAAAGUUGUUUAUUGACACAGAGAAUGAUGUUUGAGGGGGUAGAGAGGACCUCGUUUCAUGGACCCUUAAAGUUUGAUAUACACCCCUAAAGUCAGAACUUUUUUUAUUAGCAAUACCUGCAUGUUGGGUUUGGACUUUUAUUUGUAAUGAACUCUGCAAUGCUUUGCAUGGUGACGAUGACGCCUGUAUUUAUAUCCAGUUUGGUGUGUAUAAUAUGACAUAAUAUAUCAAAUCAAAACAUGCUUUAUAUACUAGUGUCACGUUCCUGACCUAUUUAUGUUAGUUUGUUAUGUGUGUUAGUUGGUCAGGACGUGAGGUUGGGUGGGCAUUCUAUGUUUUCUGUUUCUGUGUUGGUUUUGGGUUGCCUGGUAUGGCUCUUAAUUAGAGGCAGGUGUUUGGCGUUCCUCUAAUUAAGAGUCAUAUUUAGGUAGGCGUUGUCACAGUGUUCGUUGUGGGUGAUUGUCUUCCGUGUCUGUGUAAUUGUUUGCACCAUACGGGACUGUUACGGUUUGUUCGGUUUGUGUAGUCUAAUUGUCCUAUUCAUGCGUUCUACUUGUUUUAUGUAAGUUCGUCGUUUAGGUCUGUCUACACCGUUUGUUGUUUUGUUAGUUUAAUCAAGUUCGUGUUUUCGUUUAAAUAAAUAUGUGUUCAAACUUCGCUGCGCCUUGGUUCCCUCAAUACUCCUCCUUUUCGGUCGAAGAGGAGGAGGACCGCCGUUACAACUAGAGUCUAUGUCACAGGCUUUCUGUUCCCUAGAGGAGAGGAUGUGUUCCUCCUGACCCCUCAGAAAAGAACACAACAUAACUGAAAAUAACUGGCGGCGUUGGAUGGACCAGUAGCGUCGGACGGACCGGUUGUGGCGGCGUCGGAUGGUCCAGUUGUGGCUGCUGAAGUCGCGUCGUCGGACGGACCCGUUAUGGUGACGUCGGACAGCCCAUUUGCAGCUGCCGAAGUUUCAACCCUGUGUUUUUGUUACAUAUUUGUUUGGUCUUCCUCCCGGUGCCCUUACACGGCACGCCGUAAUUUGGGUUUAAUAUAAAACCCUAUUACGCAUUCCUGCACCUGUCUCCCAAAUCUCUUCAUACCAACGUGACAUUGCAGGGCUAGAAAAAUGGAGGUAAUCAAACUAAAGUAUGUAGAGAUAGCCUGUAGCAUACCUUUUAAAUAUACAGUGCAUUCGGAAAUGAUUCAGACCCCUUGACUUUUUACACAUUUUGUUACGUUACAGCCUUAUUCUAAAAUUGAUAAAUGUUAAAAUCUUAAUCAAUCUACACACAAUACCCCAUAAUGACAAAGCAAAAAAAAAAUAUUAUACAUUUUUGCCAAUUUAUUUAAAAAAAACAGAAAUAUCAUAUUUACAUAAGUAUUCAGACUCUUUACUCAGUACUUUGUUGAAGCACCUUUGGAAGAGAUUACAGCCUCGAGUCUUCUUGUAUUUGGGUAGUUUCUUACAUUAUUUUCUGCAGAUCCUCUCAAGCCCUGUCAGGUUGGAUGAGGAGUGUCGCUGCACAGCUAUUGUCAGGUCUCUCCAGAGAUGUUGGAUCGGGUUCAAGUCCGGUCUCUGGCUGGGCCACUCAAGGACAUUCAGAGACUUGUCCCAAAGCCACUCCAGCGUUUUCUUGGCUGUGUGCUUAGGGUCGCUGUCCUGUUGGAAGGUGAACCUUCGCCCCAGUCUGAGGUCCUGAGUGCUCUGGAGCAGGUUUUCAUCAAGGAUCUCUCUGUACUUUGCUCCGUUAAUCUUUUCCUCGAUCCUGACUAGUCUCCCAGUCCCUGCCGCUGAAAAACACCCCUAACGCAUGAUGCUGCCACCACCAUGCUUCAUCGUAGGGAUGGUGCCAGGUUUCCUCCAGAUGUGACGCUAAGCAUUCAGGCCAAAAUGGUUUCAUCAGCCCAGUGACUCAUGGUCUGAGUCUUUAGGUGCCUUUUGGCAAACUCCAAGUGGGCUGUCAUGUGCCUUUUACUGAGGAGUGGCUUCCUUCUGGCCACUCUACCAUAAAGGCCUGAUUGGUGGAGUGCUGCAGAGAUGGUUGUCCUUCUGGAAGGUUCUCCCAUCUCCACAGAGGAACUCUGGAGCUCUGUCAGAGGGACCAUUGGGUUCUUGGUCACCUCCCUGACCAAGGCCCUUCUCCCCAGAUUGCUCAGUUUGGCUAGACGGCCAGCUCUACUCUAAGCUUACUCUAAACUUCUUCCAUUUAAGAAUGAUGGAGGCCACUGUGUUCUUGGGGACCUUCAACACUGCAGACAUUUUUGGUACCCUUCCCCAGACCUGUGCCUCGACAGAAUCCUGUCUUGGAGCUCUAUGGACAAUUCCUUCGAUCUCAUGGCUUGGUUUUUGCUCUGACAUGCACUGUCAACUGUGGGACCUUAUAUAGACAGGUGUGUGCCUUUCCAAAUCAUGUCCCAUCAAUUGAAUUUACCACAGGUGGACUCCAAUCAAGUUGUAGAAACAUCUCAAGGACGAUCAAUGGAAACAGAAUGCACCGGAGCUCAAUUUAGAGUCUCAUAGCAAUGGGUCUGAAUACUUUUGUUUUUUAUUUGUAAUACAAUUGCAAACAUUUCUAAAAACCUGUUUUCACUUUGUAGUUAUGGGGUAUUGUAUGUAGAUUCAAGAGGAUUUUUAUUUAUUUAAUCCAUUUUAGAAAAGGGCUGUAACAUAACAAAAUGUGGAAAAGUCAAGGGGUCUGAAUACUUUCUGAAUGCACUGUAUGUAAUAAUUGACAUGUUUAAAACUGAUUCCAUUAGUCCCAAAUAUUCUAAUAAUCUCAUUAUUUGAUUCAAUACAACGUUUAGUCAUAACAUCCUAUUGAAAUAAUAUAAUAGAAAUAUCCAUUUAUAUCAGUUAUAUCACCAUACUAUGGUUCUGUCCUCUGUAUGAUGUGACCAUUAACUCCAGAGUUAAAGAAACAGGGACAGAAGGACACUUGAUUCAAUCCCAGUCCCUCAGAGAUAUUCUCCUUUAGAUGAAUGGUUGAGUGUCAACACAGAUCCAUCAAGUAGGGUUUUACAUUUAAUUACAGGCCUGUCUAAUAUUACAUUACUGAUGAAUGAUGUUUUUCCUCUGUCCAUUCAAAUCAUGUGGCAUUCAAGGACAUAAGGGAGUGGUUGAAAUGUACACAAUUGUUACCCGGAGGAAAAUUGAGGAUGGUUGUACUUUUUCAAGGGGAGGGUUUAAUAUUUGUUUUAUUUAGUCCAGGGGAGGGUCAUGUAAUUUGUAAUUAAUUAAAUGUCAUAUUGCUCAGUGUUUGAGAAUUAGUUGCUUAUUAUAUCUUGAUGUGUGUCCAAUGCUGCCCCUUAUACCUGAUUCUCUGCUGGGCGCGCAAUAGAGUCCGUCUAGUGUGGUCUCAAUCAAAUGAUCCAUACCCUAUACUAUAGGCUAUAUGAAGAGCAUGCUCUGAGAAUCACAGGGCAAAGUUACAGUGCCUUCAGAAAGUAUUCACACCCCUGGACUUAUUCCACAUUUUGUUGUGUUACAGCCUGAAUUCAAAAUGGGUUAAAUAGAUUGUUUACUUUCACCCAUCAACACACAAUGCCCCAUUAUGACAAAGUGAAAACAUGUUUUUAGACAUUUUUGCAAAUUUAUUGAAAAUUAAAUACAGAAAUCUCAUUUAGAUAAGUAUUCACACUCCAGAGAAAAUACUUUAUAGAAAAACCUUUGUCAGUGAUUACAGCUGUGAGUCUAACUGGGUAAGUCUCUAAGAGCUUUGCAUACCUGGAAUGUACAAUAUUUGCCCAUUAUUCUUUUCAAUAUUCUUCAAGCUCUGUCAAAUUGGUUGUUGAUCAUCGUGAGACAACCAUUUUCAAGUCUUGCCAUAGAUUUUCAAGUAGAUUUAAGUCAAAACUAUAAAUCGGUCACUGAUAAACAUUCCGUCUUCUUGGUAAGCAACUCCAGCGUAGAUUUGGCAUUGUGUUUUAGGUUAUUGUCCUGCUGAAAGGUGAAUUCAUUUCUAGGGUGUGGUAUAUGUCACACCCUGAUCUGUUUCACCUGUCCUUGUGAUUGUCUCCACCCC